GGUAUCUGUCUAUAAGAAUAGGAAGAUCUAUAUACAUAUUGUCUUGUUUCCUCUAGUCCCGCUUCUUUCCCUCCGUAUAGAUACUAGACUACCUACCUAAGGUAUACAGGGUGCGUUAAUUCCCCAGACUACCUAAACUAACAGCGGGCACCGUUCACGAUAUCCAACGUCCCCCGUCGACCUCGUCACCCCUGUACGUCUUGAGCUCUCAUCAUGUCUCGGUACUCCGGCCUCACGCCGUCGGCAAGAGACUAUUACGAACCCAGAGACCGGCCUCGUCGUCGGAAAAGGGACCCAUACCACUACAGCGCAGCGUUUAUGCGCGAGAUGAUAGAAGAGGCAAACGACAAAGAGGAAUCCAGAACCCUUUCCUUUAUUUUCAAGUCCCUGUUCUGGUUUAUGCCCAUUGCUCUCUCUGGACUUCUCGUCGCCAUCCUCGUCGUGUACAUCCUAGCUAUUAACAACAACAACAAUCCCAGCAUCGACCCAGACAGCAUCGAGUUCCAGCUUUAUAAAAACACCCGCUUCCGGGAGUGCUCCAGCAGCCAGAGCUCGCCCAACAACAUCGACUGUACGUUCCUGCAGUAUAACCUGGCAACGGACAGCCGAGGGUAUACCGACUUUUCACCCGACCCGAGCGAGAACUAUAUGGUCAAGCUGUGGCUGCCGGCGGACCGGUCCGACUACGAAGGCGCUCGAUACACGUGGUGCGACGUCGCCAGCUGCCUAAGCGCCUUCAAGGUGAUACCGUCGACGCCACGGCCCGCCGCCUUCUACACGCUCUCGCUCACCACCACGCUGCUCACCACCAUGACCAUAUGGAGUGCCUCGUGGUGGAUGUUCAAGCUAUUUACCUCGGACCCCGAAGACUGCGGCCAGGGUCUCGGCACGAUCUUCUGGGGCCUCGCGAUAUUUGACACCGCGACCGUCGUGUUUUGGUGGGUGAACCUAUUCAUACAGGCUUCAGAUCCCCUACGCUUUGCCCCCCUGUCGGUGCUGAACUGGGUUACGGUGUGGCGAUACGCACGCUCGCUACACUUCCACCCCGUAAAAUGUGCCUUUGAACCGGACUCGAGGCUACAUCGUGUCCUACUGUGGGUCUUGUAUUCUUUGACGGUGGCUCAAUGGAUUGCCUCCUGUGUUGUUUUCGGGAUAUACUACGGCGACAUAGUGUCCAUGUUCGGGAGAGGCCGCUACGCCCGAUACGACUGCCACGAGGACAAGAUCGACGCCGCCCCCGGCGCUUCUUCAUGCUCUUCGGCAGAGCUGUGCUCCAAGGACUGGCUGCUAGGAGACCCAGGGUUUGAACAGAGCGUCUACUACGGCGACCUAUUGGUAGCCAUUUUCUGGAUCUCGACCGUCGUGGCAUUAGCUCCGAUCCUGGGCCUCGUCUUCGAGGGAUUUCGUCGGUUGUAUCGAGAUCACGAUUUCUUCCCCAGCAAAACCUCCAGGUUCUUGAAGAAGUGGAGCAGCAAUGCCUCCCUUGAGUUCGUUCUCUUGGGCUUAUUCUUCGCUAUACUUGCUUUGGAUAUUUCAACGAUUGUUAACAUUUUCCGAGAGACGGGUGAUAACGACCGGGCGGGGACAUUCGCGUUUGACUUAUCUUGUCGGGCUGUCCAUGUUUCCUUAAGCCCGUGGAAAUAUUUCUUAGAUAUAAACGAAUAUGGGCGGGCGUUUAAAAUAGCAAAAACCUGGUUUAAUGUUUGAACAUUAUGAUUAGUAUUGCCCAUCUCUUCUAGUAGAACUUAACUAUCUUAGAUGGUUAAUUAAGCUGCCGAUGUUCCCUGUUGAUUAUCAGGGGUAGCCAUGAUGUCUCCUGACAUUUAUACUAAAUUAUUUCCUAUGGUU
Messenger RNA from Daldinia vernicosa, 1848 nucleotides. RefSeq lists its product as uncharacterized. The transcript has a single exon. Bases 214 to 1707 code for a protein of 497 amino acids. The record is from RefSeq and is a predicted model, not a curated record. NCBI's taxonomy places the organism in Eukaryota, Fungi, Ascomycota, Sordariomycetes, Xylariales, Hypoxylaceae.